Lactuca virosa is the source of this 264-nucleotide messenger RNA. The record is from the annotation of a GenBank genome assembly. NCBI's taxonomy places the organism in Eukaryota, Viridiplantae, Streptophyta, Magnoliopsida, Asterales, Asteraceae.
AUGAGUUCAGGAAGCAAAGUAUGGAUGGUGGCUGGAACUGUUGGAUUGGUGGAGGCGCUCAAAGAUCAAGGCUUUGCAAGGUGGAAUACCACCAUCAGGUCCAUCCACCACCACGCCAAGGCCAAUCUCCGAUCAAUCUCCCACACCAAGAACCUGUCGGAGCCGGCAGCCAUGGCUUCAAGCAGAGCCAUGGAAGAGAAAGCGAAGCAAUCAGAGGAGUCACUCAGAAAAGUCAUGUACUUGAGCUGUUGGGGUCCGAACUGA